Molecule: messenger RNA, 2247 nt
Organism: Polypterus senegalus (gray bichir)
Lineage: Eukaryota; Metazoa; Chordata; Cladistia; Polypteriformes; Polypteridae
Exons: 3
Coding region: 1-666 (221 amino acids)
Source: RefSeq, a predicted model, not a curated record
AUGGCAGAAAACUCCACAGAAAAAGGUAAAAUAACAGCUUCCCAAGAUUUACAGGAUAGCAACCAGCACCUUAUUAUAUCAGGAGGUAAUGCAAUCACUGCAUCUCAGAAGAGCUUGGAUACUGGCACUACUGGCUAUAAUGAGAAUUCCAUUUCAAGCCUAGAGAGCCAGUGUGAGAUCAGCGUGGUGCAGGAUGUCUGGAAUGAUUGCCCUUUAGGGAUGCCGCCACCACCAAGCCCUGAAAAUUUAGCAACUUCUCCCAACUUGAAAAUGGAAAACUUGGAAGAGCUUUCAUCCCCUUUCCCUCCACCUGCAUCCCCAGUUAAACAAGAGUCACAUUCAGAAACAAAUACAAUGGCCAGGAGAGCUGGAGAGACAGUAUCCUCUUUGCAAGGAAAUCCAAUCAGGCCUACUACUCUUCCACUGAAUCAACUUUGUAACAGUCGACAAGAAAAGGGUAUAGCAGACCUUCAGGAAUCAAGCCAACGUCAUCAGAAUUGUGAGAAUGGGGCAAGGUCCGAUGAACCUGAGGCUGAUGAGAAAAGGAUUUUGGAGGAGGAAUUAAAAAAAUGCAUUGAGGAUUUCAAGAGGAUCAAAAUACCAACACUUUUUCCAGACCGAAAACGGCACUGGCAGAGUGACCUGCUCAAAAAGUAUAAUGCCUAAGGUGACAGGAAAUGCAAAAUUUAAACACAAUUUACAUACAUUGUGCGUCAUUUAUUAUAAAAUGUAUUAUAAAAAACAGUUGUUUUCAAACUUUGCAGGGGAAAUAAAACCCUCUUCUUAACCAAAUAAAAUGUUCAGGAAAUAGUUUAGCUGUUUAAUGGAAAUACCUCAGUUCAUCAAAAGCUGUAGCAAAAAUAUUCUGUUACAAAGGAAUCAAGGAUAUUACAAAUUACAUUUGAAAGAAUUGUCAUUAUAGCCUUUUUAAAAGUAUUGAAUGUAAGUAAUGUAAAGCAUAUACUGUAUGCAUUCACACAUUACACUAGUGCACUUGACAUGCAAACUGGAGUUAGUAGUGUGUAAGUAAAACACAUAAGAGUCAGCAUUAUGACACAGAAACAAUAAGGUCAAUAUAUGCUUCUAGAAAAAAAUAAAGACAUGCAUUGGUAUUUUCUAAGUAUAAAUACUCUAUUGAAUGUGGAAAAUAAAUAUACUACAGGUACUAAAUGAAAGCAGGUAAGACAAGGCCUUUAGCAUAUCCAAGCUUGCACAAUAAUGCCAUGCAUAAUAUUUGUUAAAAAUAAUUUUUAAUUGAUUGAUUGCUCCUGCAAUUAGUUAUCUCUUACAAUAUUAACAUGUAUUAAUAUUGAAUACAUUUUCCAAAUAAAUAAGAUAUUAAGACACAACUUUUGUAGAAUAUUUUUAUAAUAAAGUGUAUUUAGAAAAUGCAUUUUCCUUAUGGAAACCAAACCUUAACCUUAUGGUUAACCAAAAAUAUCCUAUAGAUCCUGGCAGAAAAAAAUAUGCAUAUAAACUGUACAGCUGAAAUAUUAUAGAGCAUAUUGGAUAAGCUUUAAAAAACAGGUGACGUAGAAACUUUGGAAUAUCUAUCCAUCCAUCCAUCCUCUUCCGCUUAUCCAAGGUCGGGUCGCGGGGGUAGCAGCUUAAGUAGAGAAGCCCAGACUUCCCUCUCCCCGGCCACUUCUUCCAACUUUGGAAUAAUGAUAUUAUAUUUGAGGAAGCAUAAUAAGGGCUAUGAGACCAAAAUUGAGUUUUUUUUUUACAAUCUGACUAAAUUCCAUAUUUGGCCUAAGUCGAAUAUUGCACAUUAUCAAAAACACAACAUCACUACAUGGUGGUGGUGGCAGCAUCAGGCUGUGAGAAUGCUUCUUUGCAGCAGGUCCUGGAAGGCUUGUGAUUGUAGAAGGUAAAAUGAAUGCAGCAAAAUACAGCGAAAUCCUGGAGGAGAACCUGAUACAGUCUGCAAGAUACCUGUGCCUUGGGAGAUUUGUUUUCCAACAAGACAAUGACCCUAAGCAUUAAGCCAAAGCUACAAAGAAAUGGCUAAAAAAAACAACAAUACUAAUAUCUUGAGAUGGCCAAUUUAGAGUCCAGAUCUCAGUCUCACUGGGAAAUUGUGACUGGAUUUGUAAAAGGCUGCUCACUUAUGAUCUCCAAGUAACAUAACAGAAAAAAAAAACUGCAAUAUCCAGAUAUGCAAGCUGAUAGAAACCUGUCCACAAAGAUUUAAGACUGUUAUGACAGCCAAAGGUGCAUCUAAACUAAAUACUGACUUGAAGGGGU